Molecule: messenger RNA, 1380 nt
Organism: Diospyros lotus (date-plum)
Lineage: Eukaryota; Viridiplantae; Streptophyta; Magnoliopsida; Ericales; Ebenaceae
Product: LRR receptor-like serine/threonine-protein kinase GHR1
Exons: 1
Coding region: 72-1244 (390 amino acids)
Molecular function (GO): protein binding
Source: RefSeq, a predicted model, not a curated record
GCCUACCCAUUAUACAUAAGUCUCCUUUCUCUCCCACUCCGCCCGCCCCCUUGUCUCCGUCUGCUUCCACCAUGCCUGACCCCUUCCUUCUCCUCCGUCUCUCUGCUAUUUCUCUGCUUUUCCUCACCAGUCUCGUCGAUUCUUUAACUCUGUCUUCCGACAUCGCCGCCCUCAAAGCCUUCAAAGCCUCGAUCAACCCCGCCACGAUCCAACCCUUCGCCUGCCUCGGCUCCUGGAAUUUCAGCACCGACCCAUGCGCCAAUCCUCGUCGCGUCCACUUCACCUGCGGCGUCAACUGCGACGACACCCCGGCCGCAGGCCCCUCUCGGGUCACCCAGAUCACCCUCGACCCGGCCGGCUACUCUGGCACACUCUCGCCGGAAGUCGGAAAACUCACCCGACUCACCGUCCUCGACCUCUCCAACAACUACUUCUUCGGUCCAAUUCCGUCUUCUCUCUCCUCUCUCUCCAACCUCCAAACCCUCGUCCUCCAUUCCAAUUCCUUCUCCGGCGCAGUCCCCGCCUCCCUCUGCAACCUCAAAUCUCUGCAGUCUCUCGACCUCUCUCGUAAUUCUCUCUCCGGGCCGCUGCCGAGGUAUCUGAGUUCACUCAUUGGGUUGCGGAGACUCGACCUGAGUUUCAACAGACUCACAGGCUCGCUCCCCAGGCUUCCCCCCAACUUGCUCGAGCUGGCUCUCAAGGCCAAUUCCCUGUCCGGGUCUCUCUAUAAAUCGUCCUUCGACGGGUUGACUCAGCUCGAGGUCGUCGAACUCAGCGACAACUCGCUCUCCGGGACAGUCGAAGGAUGGUUCUUCCUCCUUCAGUCGCUGCAACAAGUCGACUUAGCCAACAACACGUUGGCGCGAGUAGAGAUCUGGAGCCCCGGAAAAUUCAACGGCGAUCUCGUCGCUGUCGAUCUGGGUUUCAACAGAAUCGAAGGCAACAUUCCGGCGAAUUUCUCCGCUUAUCCGUCGCUGUCGUCUCUCUCGCUGCGCUACAACCGGUUGCGUGGGCCCAUCCCGUGGGAGUUCGGCAAGAAGGAGUCGCUGAAGAGGCUGUUUCUGGACGGGAAUUACCUGAACGGGACGCCUCCACAGGGGUUAUUCUCCAGCGAGACGUCGGUUUCCGGCAGUUUGGGGGACAAUUGCCUGCAGAGUUGCCCGGUUUCUUCGCAACUUUGCUUAAAAUCACAGAAACCUCUGUCCAUCUGCCGGCAAGCCUACGGUGGAAAACCAAGGUCUUAGUGUCAGUCAAACUUUUGCGUCUAUUUUUUUAAUAUUAUUUUCCACAUUGUAAUAACAUAAUAAAUGUGAAAUUGUAUCAUAUGGUUUUCACGUCAAGCUUAUUAUGAAAUUUAAAUUUUUAAUAAAUUUCUGGAAA